Molecule: messenger RNA, 1432 nt
Organism: Mustela erminea (ermine)
Lineage: Eukaryota; Metazoa; Chordata; Mammalia; Carnivora; Mustelidae
Gene: MCRIP1
Product: MAPK regulated corepressor interacting protein 1
Exons: 5
Coding region: 359-652 (97 amino acids)
Source: RefSeq, a predicted model, not a curated record
CGGAGGGCGGAGGGCGCGCGCCUUAGAGGUUUUGCCCGGGUCCUCGGGAGCGCCUCUGCGGGUGCUCGCACAGCAGUGUUCUGGUGCCCGCGGGGAUAGUAGGUCGAUUUCUGGGAGUCUUCAUGGCUGGGAUUGUGGGGUACAGCAGAGACGCAGUGUCGGGGAACGUGGAGUCUAAGAAAACCUGAGCAUCAGGCAUUCGCAGGAGCGCAGAAGGACUACCGUGUGCAGAACGGCUUCUAACUCCGGAGUCCUCACCGUCGCCUCUGAACAAGCGUGUCCUCUCGGCUCCUGUCUCUGCGCAUGCGGCUAGGCCGAGGGGACCCGGCUGUGGAGUGCAGGACCAGACAGCCCCGCAAUGACCAGUUCCCCCGUCUCCAGAGUUGUCUACAACGGCAAGAGGAACAGCAGCCCCCGCUCUCCCCCCAGCAGCAGUGAGAUCUUCACCCCAGCCCACGAGGAGAAUGUGCGUUUCAUUUACGAAGCCUGGCAGGGCGUGGAGCGGGACCUGCGGAGCCAGAUGUCCGGCAGCGAGCGGGGCCUGGUGGAGGAGUACGUGGAGAAGGUCCCUAACCCCAGUCUGAAGACCUUCAAGCCCAUCGACCUGAGCGACCUGAAGCGCCGGAACACGCCGGACGCCAAGAAGUCCUGAAGCGCGCCGUGUCCCUCCCCUGGCCUCCAGGAGACCGGGGCGCCGCCUGAUGCUGGGAUGGGGAGGGGCUGUAAACCCCAGGAUCAGGAGGGGCACGAUCGCUGGCCAUGGCCUGCCCUUCCUCCCCGAGUCCCCUCCUUUCUUCUUGGGGUGUCCAGCUGCCCCCGUCACGGGGGAGGCCCCGCCAGCCCCUGCUCUCCCCGGAGCCGCGUCUUUGGAGCUGCCUGCCCUGCCCGCCCCCAGUCCAGGGCCUUGACUCUGACUUGUCUUCACUUCCCAUCACCUCCUGUUGCCCCUACCCCCUGAGUCCCUACCCCUGGCCACUUCCAAGGUCAUGAGGGGGGCACGGGGGCCUCUGCUCUUCCCCAGGCUGGUGGGACUGGGCUUGUCCCUGAGGGGUCAGGAGGCAGGACUGCGAUGCUCUCUCCCAUAGUAGUUGUGCGCCCCCCACCAAGCCCUGCUGCUUUUCUGGGCUGGACACCUUGGGGAGCAUCUGAUCCUUCAGCCCGUUGUCCAGCCUGGCCCCUUCCUUUCCUGCAUCAGCUUCAGGAUGGCACUGAGCACCCCUCAGAAAGGGUCCUGGACGACCGGGCCUAGCCCCUUGCUGUCUGCGGCCCUGAGGCCACAGGGGUCCCCGCGGGAAGGGGUGUGAAGAUGAUCCUGGCCCUGUACCAUGUGCUGGGAGGGUCACCAGGGCCCCCUUUUCCUCCUGUGCCCUUCAAAAGCCGAGUGUCUGUGCCCGGAGCCCAAGGACCAGUGAAUAAAGCCGGCGGUGCUGGA